Messenger RNA from Cladocopium goreaui, 1110 nucleotides. NCBI's taxonomy places the organism in Eukaryota, Dinophyceae, Suessiales, Symbiodiniaceae. The record is from the annotation of a GenBank genome assembly.
AUGGUGUUCACCGGCAUCGUAGAGGAAAUGGGUGAAGUCGUUUCCGUCGAACGGAAGGCGGACUUAGAGAUGUGGGACGGCUCCAAAUCAGAGGGCUUCGUUCUGAAGAUCAAAUGCAAGGUUGCACUCCAAGGGGCCUACAUCGGCUGCAGCAUAGCUGUCAAUGGCACAUGUCUGACAGUGACACAGUUCGAUUCGGAGGCUUUUGAAGUGAACUGCGCCCCAGAGACCUUGCGGAGAACAGACUUGGGCGACUUGAAAACAGGUGACCUGGUGAAUUUGGAACGGUCAAUGGCCGCAACGGAUCGAAACUCUGGACACUUUGUUCAGGGCCAUGUGGAUGAAGCUGGAAAGAUCUUGAAGUUCACGCCAGAGGGCGAUUCACUGUGGGUGCGCAUCUCUCUGAGCGAUGAGAUCUUGCCGUUUGUGAUUCCAAAAGGUUACAUUGCCGUGGAUGGCACCAGCCUGACAGUUUGCGAGGCCACGGACAAGGAUGGCGGUCACUGCAGCGUUUGCGCCAUGCCCUUUGUUUUGUUGGGUCCACGUGUCCAGGUGAAUCGCAGAGAGAAGUGGUUCAAUUUGAUGCUGAUUGCGCACACUCAGAAGUGCAUCGUCAUUCCAAAGAAGAAGGCAGCGGACCGAAGUCACACAACAGUUGCGGCUGACGCAGGUUGUUGCUUUCGUGGCUCUGUGUGCUGCAGCUCUUUCCUUGAAGGCAGCGCGGACAGCUUAGAUGCGCUGCAGGCACGAAAUCACGGGAUGUUGGGGCCACGGGUGGGUUCGGUUGUUUUUUUAGCCGGUACCUUCUCUUCGAAGGGAGAAUGGCACCGCUUGAGAUGUCGCCUGGAUCGAAUCAAGGCACUUUUUGCUCGCCUGUCUGCUGUUGGCUGGAACUUCUUGGCUGGUCUCGCAGUUGGCCUGCGCUUUUCAGGCACAGCGCCCCUUAGUUCUCAGCGGCUGUCCACACAGCAUUGGACUGCCUCACAUGCGCAGCUUCAGGCGUUUCCUCUCCACCAGGUUUCUGAUGCGCCACCUGCCUUUGCAGGGGCCAGCGUGGCGAGCGUGAAGGCGUUUCAGGCCACUGGACCCCUUUGCAUCGUGUGGUUUUGA